AGAGCGUGGAGGGAGCGAGCGAGCGGCUGCAGGUCACGCUGGGAACUAACUGAAGGGAAUGGCCGCCGGCGCUUGCUGCCCACAGACGGAGGAGACCUAGCCGGGGACAUAGACAUCCUCGGAGUGUGGCCGGGAACUCCGGGACCCGGCGCCCCCAGUGCUGGGGCCUCUGCUGCUUUUCUCCAGCUGAAUGCUGCCUGUCCCCAGAAGCCUCUCACCAUGAUCGAUAGCUCCAAGAAGCAGCAACAGGGCUUCCCCGACAUUCUGACCGCUGGGGAUUUGGAACCUUUGAAAGAGAAGGAAUGCCUGGAGGGGAGCAACCAGAAAAGCCUCAAGGAAGUGCUCCAGCUGAGGCUGCAACAGAGGAGGACCAGAGAGCAACUAGUGGACCAGGGCAUCAUGCCACCUUUGAAGAGCCCAGCGGCGUUCCACGAGCAGAUAAAAAGCUUGGAAAGAGCCAGAACCGAAAACUUCUUGAAGCACAAGAUUCGGAGCCGGCCAGAUCGUUCCGAGCUUGUCAGGAUGCACAUUUUAGAAGAAACGUUUGCAGAACCAUCCCUGCAGGCCACCCAGAUGAAGCUGAAGAGAGCCCGGUUAGCUGACGACCUGAACGAAAAGAUUGCACAGAGGCCAGGGCCCAUGGAGCUGGUGGAGAAAAACAUCCUGCCCGUGGACUCCAGCGUCAAGGAAGCCAUCAUAGGCGUUGGGAAGGAGGACUACCCCCAAACUCAGGGAGACUUCUCAUUUGAUGAAGACAGCAGUGACGCUCUGUCUCCGGACCAGCCCGCCAGCCAGGAGUCCCAGGGGUCAGCCGUGUCCCCAAGUGAGCCAAAACUUAGUGACUCCACAUCUCCUGUGACUGUGAGCACUCCAGCCCAGUUUACUGCAGUAUCCCCAUCCGUUCCUGAAUUCUUGAAAACUCCUGCUGCAGACCAGCCGCCUGUCAGGUCCACAGCGCCCGUCCUCCCCAACAACACUGUGUCCUCCGCCAAACCUGGGCCCACACUGGUGAAGCAAAGCCAUCCCAAGAACCCAAACGACAAACACCGGAGCAAAAAGUGCAAAGACCCCAAGCCCCGGGUGAAGAAGCUCAAGUACCACCAGUACAUCCCGCCUGACCAGAAGGGCGAGAAGAGCGAGCCGCAGAUGGACUCCAACUACGCCCGCCUGCUGCAGCAGCAGCAGCUCUUCCUGCAGCUGCAGAUCCUGAGCCAGCAGCAGCAACGCUACAACUACCAGACCAUCCUGCCCGCGCCGCUCAAACCACUCGGCGACAAGAAUAACAGUGGCACAAAUUCAGUGCUGACCAACCUCGUGCCCAGCACUCCCAGGCAGACACCACCUGCUCCAGGGAGGAAACCAGGAACACUGCCCUCAAGCCUGGAUGACUUAAAGGUGUCCGAGUUGAAAACAGAGCUGAAGCUCAGGGGCCUACCCGUGUCGGGGAGCAAACCGGACCUCAUCGAGCGCCUGAAAUCCUACCAGGAAAUGAACAGCAGUGGUACAGCCACAGGCAUUGUGGCCGUGUCCACGUCAGCCCUUGUCACCAGUACCCCGGAGGUCACCAUGGCCCUGCCAGUGACAACACUACACAACUCGGUGACCAACACCAGCCCCACCUUCAAAGCAGAACUGCCCUCGGGGGGAACUGGCAGUGCUGCUCAUGUGGACACAGCCCCUUCCCCUCUGCCCAUCUCUCCUGCCCCCUCGGAACUGUCCAGCCUCAGUGCCGAGGAAGCCAACAUGAACGACACGCUGACGGAGAUCAUGAGCAUGAUGUCCCCUUCCCAGUUCCUGUGCUCGUCCCCUCUGAGAGUGGCCAGUAAUGAAGACAGCCUGAGCCCCCCGGGCAGCACCCUGUCAAGCCUGGAGCUGGAUGCGGCCGAGAAAGACCGCAAGCUGCAGGAGAAAGAGAAGCAAAUCGAGGAGCUCAAGAGGAAGCUGGAGCAGGAGCAGAAGCUGGUGGAGGUGCUGAAGAUGCAGCUCGAGGUGGAAAAGCGAGGGCAGCGUGCCCUGGAGGCGCCCCUGGGUGGCCCGGCGGGCCCUGGCACCAAGUUGGAGCAGAGACGCGGCGCUUCCCUCAUCAAGGACGAGGCGGCCCUCCCUGACUGCUCCAAGCAACCUGGCCUGCUGGUCACCCAGCCUGUGGGCCCGCCCCUUCCUGCUGGCAGUCAGGCCCUUGUGGCCAAGAAGGUCAUUAUCAAGCAGGAGGUGCCAGUGGCCGCCGAGCAGCAGAACGUUCUCCCCAAGUUCUUCGUGAGCCCUCAAGGGCAAGCACCACCUACCCUGGUGGCGCCACCUCAGGCUUUGCUGACCACACAGACGGCUCAGUUGCUCCUCCCCGUGUCCAUCCAGGGUCCUGGCGUGGCCUCUGUGCAGCUGCCUGGGGGCAGCCUCAAAUUGCAGACUCCGCCACAGGCUGGAAUCCAGCCACAGCCUCAGCUGGCCACUGCGGCCCUGUCCUCAGGCCUGACACAGCCUGUAUCUCAGAAACAGGACGCGUUCACCCCACAUGUGCUCACACAGCCCCCGCAAGUCCAAAAGGUUUUCACAAACUCGACCCCCAACUCAGCACUUCCCUAUCAGCGACCUCCCGCACCAGCCAGCCAGCAGCCAUUUGUCAGUACAACGUGUGCCAGUGGCCUUCCACCCAGGAGCACCGCACUGCCAGCCCUGCAGAACGGGCCCCAAACCCCCAAAAAGCCGAGCUCACCGCCGCCGCUGCCACCCCCACCACCCCAGCAGUUCGUCGUCCAGCACUCUCUGUUUGGGGGCCCAGUCCCCAAGACCAAGGACCCACCCCGCUAUGAGGAGGCCAUCAAGCAGACGCGCAGUGCCCAGGCAUCCGUUCCUGAGAUUCCCAAUGCUCACAGCCAGCAGAUGGAUGACCUUUUCGACAUCCUUAUCAAGAGUGGAGAGAUCUCCCUCCCCAUCAAGGAGGAGCCUGCUCCUAUCUCUAAGAUGAGGCCAGUGACCGCCAGCAUCACCACGAUGCCCGUCAACACAGUGGUGUCCCGGCCACCCCCCCAGGUCCAGAUGGCGCCACCCAUCUCCUUAGAGCAGAUGAGCAGUUUGUCUGCCAGCUUAGAGAACCAGCUUGAAGCGUUCCUGGACGGAGCACUCCCGCCGGCUGGCGAUGCUGCCCCGCUGUCGGGCAGUAGUGAGGACAGGGAGCCCUUCUCCCUCAUCGAGGACCUCCACAGCGAGCUGCUGGCACCUCCCGCCGCGCUCGACCACUCCCACGCCCCCAUGGAGACCACCGAGGCACAGUUCGCUGCCAGCACCCCCUGCCUGUCCCUGGACCUCCCCGACGCCAACCUGGACAACAUGGAGUGGCUGGACCUCGGCAUGCCUGGCUCAUCGACGGGCCUCACCCCACUCAGCGCCACCCCUGGCAUGUUCUCCACAGACUUUCUGGAUCCCCAGGAUCUGCCGCUGCCGUGGGACUAAGGCCAAAGAGUCUCGGGUGUGAGGCCCUGAGAAAGGCGACUCUGAGAGGUGGCUUUAGGGACAGGCCACAGCCACGGAUCAAAGCCAUGAGCAUGCCCAGAGCAGCAUGGGUCAGCUCUGGGAGCCCCCAUGGCCAGCAGCAGUGAGUCUGCAGCUCAGCGCAGCACCUGCCUGCUCUGACUCUGGGUCCAAACUCUUCUGUUCCCGCAGACUUUACACAAGAGCAAAAAGACCUGUGGAUAAGAGCAAGGAAGGGGGAAUAUGCACAGGCACGUCCGAGAUUCUCAGCGACCCUGAAUCCUCGGGGUACACAGCUUGGCCCAGAAACGGCACUGGCACUUUUCCAGUGGCCUGAGUGGCACCAGCCAGUCAGCACCGACUCCCAGCAGAUCCUUGUGGAUCCCUCAGAAACCUAUGUUUCUAUUUCUAUGUUGUUGUUUAUUUUGUGAUUUUUGGAAUCUUACUUUAGAUUUCCAAGUUGAAAGGAAAGCUCUUUCCCCGUAACAUACCAUCUAUGGUAGGAAGCCCAAGGGAUACUGAGGACACCAAGAUUUCUAUCCGCUGCCCUUGUCGGGGCUCUGGGCUGCCUCCUCAGUUGCAGGAGUUGGGGCCGAGUCCUUGUAAUAACUCUUAAUAGUUGGAGAAUACUUGAGCCACACGUCUCUCUCUCUAGAAAGACUUGCUGACUGACUUUCAGGUAACCAGGCCCAUCUCAAAGAACCAAGGAAAGGCUUGAGUGUUCAGGAGCUUUCGGGGCGAGGCUGCCCAACUCUCACCCCAUCCUCAAGCUGGAGAGCGAAAAACUGGAGGUUUUCUUAAUCAUUUUUCAUGUAGGAAAAGUUUAGCACAUACUCGUAGGGUAGUUUAAGAACUUUCUAAAAUGCCAACUAUCACAGAAUUUCCAAAAAUCUCUCUAGCCAGUCAUCUAAGUGUAGGAGAAAUGUGGAUGAGAAACCUGAGUUUCCCCUCUUGCCCCAGCUGGGGGCACCCCUUGGCACCUGUUCUCACCUUGACCUAUUCUUGGGGCAUCCUUGCUGGGAUUCUGUUUGUUCCCUAAUUGCUGAUUUGACUCAGUUACUUCUGCACGUCGGCUUGAUUGCACGUACUCGAGCUCCAUCUUCCUUCCCAUAGUUGCCCAUCACACUGGAGCCCUUGCUGAACUGGUGCUCCCCAACAGUCUAGGGGACCUGGGCCUGCAGGGACCUUGGCUGAUUUCUUGCUCCGAUACUAUUUGUGUUUAAUAUGAAUAGCUUUUGUCUACUCAAGUGACCCUAUUGAAGUUUCUCAUUUAAUGCCUGCAGCAUGGCCCUGCACAUAACUGACACCGUCUCCCAUCGGGGGACACAGCACGGUGGCCAUGAAUGUAGCCCCCAGCGAUUCACCAAUACCGACUUAGGCUCCCUCUGCUCAAGUCAGGACCAAGGUGGCCCCCACAGCUGAUAGGAUAGUCCCUUGCACUCUCUGCUCUAGAGCCCCAUCAACCAAAUUCACAAGUACCCCCACCCCUCCUCAGCAGAGUCCUGAGCACUGGAGCAGGGGCCGCAUUCUCCACGCAGACUGGAAGGGCAGGAGGUGGGCCCAGAGCUCUGAGUGCAGACAGCCCAGCUGCAUUUAGUUCAUCUUCCAAGUGAUUUCAGUCAAAACUGGAAAAGAAUUAAGAUAUACUCUCCU
Messenger RNA from Suncus etruscus (white-toothed pygmy shrew), 5121 nucleotides. RefSeq names its product myocardin related transcription factor B (gene MRTFB). Bases 220 to 3450 code for a protein of 1076 amino acids. The transcript has 15 exons. NCBI's taxonomy places the organism in Eukaryota, Metazoa, Chordata, Mammalia, Eulipotyphla, Soricidae. The record is from RefSeq and is a predicted model, not a curated record. Gene Ontology annotation, biological process: smooth muscle cell differentiation.